This is a messenger RNA of Acanthocheilonema viteae, 454 nucleotides long. NCBI's taxonomy places the organism in Eukaryota, Metazoa, Nematoda, Chromadorea, Rhabditida, Onchocercidae. The record is from the annotation of a GenBank genome assembly.
AUGUCUGGACGUGGUAAAGGAGGCAAAGGACUUGGAAAGGGUGGUGCAAAGCGCCAUCGCAAAGUUCUACGCGACAACAUCCAAGGAAUAACAAAGCCCGCUAUUCGACGUUUGGCACGACGUGGUGGCGUGAAGCGUAUUUCGGGACUAAUUUAUGAGGAGACGCGUGGCGUGUUGAAAGUGUUCUUGGAGAAUGUUAUACGUGAUGCUGUCACUUAUUGCGAACAUGCAAAACGAAAGACGGUUACGGCAAUGGAUGUUGUCUAUGCUCUUAAGCGUCAAGGUCGUACGCUGUAUGGUUUUGGCGACACUUUGGAGAUGGCGGUGGUAAUGGACGUUCUGUGGACUGAAGCUCAAGGUAGAAUUUCUAGGACCGUGAAAAUUGUUUUCGAUUAUGCUGCUAUCAUAUUUUUUGGUAGUAUGUAUGCUACCGCUGUCCGUGGCACAGAUAACG